UUAUGAAUAAGUAAAGGGCAUAACUUUUAGUGCACUGUAGGUAAUAAAAUGUUUGAACGAGAAAAAAUGACUGAUUUUACUUGCGUUUGAAUUGCCGAAUGUACAGGGUUGCGUAAAUUGUACAAUUAAAACAAAAAAGUACCAAAAUAACGCAACAACACAACAGUCCUAUUAUGUUCGUCCAAGAAGUUUUUUUAAGUGCUUUUUGGACAGCCGAGUUCGCGAGUGCAAGAACGAAUUGUAAUAAAGAAAAAAUUGUCAUGAAAUUAAUUUGAACUAUAAAAACUACUAAUAAUUAACAAUAAAUUGUAAAUAAUGCUUUAUUUGAAAACUGUAGUAGUGUAUAUGUUCAUUUAAAGCCUUCCAACCGGUUGAAAAGUUAUGUGAAAAAAUUUCUUUACCUUUCGCUCUCUCCAUGCAUUCGCGCAUUCGUAUCCAGUCCGCGCGGACCUUUCAACCGACAAUCUUUUCAUCAUUUCGCUGCUCUGUUCAGUUCCAACGUCGAAGGUAAUAGCAGCAGAAGCAAAGCCAGCGAAAUCGCUGCUUCCAGUGUCAAAGUGAAUCGAGUGUCGUCGUCGACGUCGUCAUCGUUGACUGUUUGCCUGCUGCGUCAAGUAAAUGUGAAAGAAGAAUGGAAAAGUGCACAUACAAAUAUUGAAGUCGAGGCGAAUAAUAGCAGAAGUCAAAGAAUUGCUAAGCUGUGCAAAAAAUUGUAAUAUUUAAUAUUUUUUUUUUACCAUUUCCUUUGAUUUCUAAAGCCGUUAGCAAUAAAAUACAUUAACACAUUUAAUUUAGUGCUAUAUAUUAUGUUUAGUGAAUUUGUAGAUACUUAAAAUAUAUACAUACAUAAAAAUGUAUAUUUAAAGUGCAUUGACGUCGUUACAAGAAAUCGUUCAAAGAAAAUUGCAGAUUGAAUAGGAAACGAAAAAAUUAGUGCAAAUGUGAAUGUGAGCCGAAAGUGAGGCGAAAAAGUGUACAAACGUCCCCCAAUUGACAGUGGCUAGGUCAUACCAACAUAAUCUUAAUCAUCAUUAUAUUCUUAGUUAUCUUUAACUAAUCUUUGGCGACGUCAUCGUGUUUUUUUAUAUUAACUUUUGGGUUUGCCAUUGGCGCCUCCUCACCAUGAAACGUUAAUUCCAACGCGGACAAGAAAAUUUAUUCGCCGUGUUGCAAGGCGGACAAUUUUGAUCCGCCAGUACUCAAAGUUCUUUUGUAUUUUGAUUUUUUCACUACGAAAUAUUUCCAAAUUACAAACAAAAUACGUACAGGAACCAAGUUACAACGAUGGAUUGCAUUAAAAUAAACACAUAAAGCAUUUCAUAAAUAUUGCAUCAUCGGUAAAAAUUGUACCUACAUACCUUAAUAUAAUACAUCCAUCAUUGUUGAAACUAUUGUUAAGCAACUGUCAAUUGGUUUUGGCUUGGCCGCAAAGUUGCCGUAAUUGAUAUACAUAUACCUACGAGUACAUACCUACAGCUAUACUUGAUAAUGUAUAUAAAACACGAAAAUCCAACAUAAAAUAGCAUGACUUGAAAGUGAAGAAAAUAAAAAAUAGAAAAAAUCAUCAAAACAAACGGAACAGGAACACAAUGUAAGCCUUCAUCAUGACUUAGUGAAAGACGAAACUAAAAUUGGAGAAGUGUAAAGGCGGAAGACGAAGGUAUCUACGAAGUAUAAGUCGCAGGAAGCCCCACUUGUAAGUAAACCAAUGCCCAGCGAAAUGACAUACCAUGAAACAGCAAAUAAGGACACUGAAGCGAAGGACAAAAUAAUAAAAGAAACCAUUUGAAUGAACUUACAACCUUCGUUACCGAAUGACGCACAAAACCCCGGAUCAGACCGCAUAAUACCCGUUACGAAAACGAAGAAAAAUAACUACGCUACAUAGUAAAGAGCGUAAAUGAAAAGUUGUUUAAAUAAACCCUGUAAAAAAAGCCAGCUAUAAAAAGAGGCAACCAAAAAAGAGCGAAAAAAUUAACUUCAAAAUACCAUUUAUAGCGCAAAUGCAAAAGCACAAAUGGGCACAUUUUGAGAACUUAACCAUCACUCACAUGUCGUCAAUUGUCCGAAAUCCGAAAACAACAAAAACAACACAACUGCAAACAAACCAACAAAGGAAUAUCGUAUAAUAAUAACCAAAAUAGCCACCAUCUCACCAUAACUAAAUACUAUAAUCAACCUUCUUGUUUCUUACUCAACGUCAUCGCCGUCGCUGUCGCUGUCGUUGUCGCCGCCGCUAUCGCCAAUUGUACACCAACCAAGCAGCCAACUAACCCACAAUAAUACCAUAGAAGUGAGUGGUGAGUGGUGACAUUAAAGACGGAAAGUAAAUAUUAUUACAUAGUGAUAGUAGCUGUAGUAGUUGUCGCCCUGCUGCCACACGCACAUACCCGUACAUGUAAAAUAAAAUAAAAUAAAAUCAAAUAUCACAAAAACGCAAAAAGUACAUUUAUAGCUACGCCGCAUUUGCCCCAGAAACGAAACAAAAAGUAAAACAACAAAACAAAGGAAAAAAAUGUUGCAAGACACCAUACAGCCAAAAGUCGUUGUAAUACGACGACGUCCGAAUCAAGGUUUCGGUUUUACGCUGCGUCAUUUUAUUGCCUACCCACCGGAAGAUGAUCCCUCUUGGCCACAGGAAGCAUCAGAUCCGUACCACCACCAAGUGAAAGCGAUGGAAACCAUUUUCAUAAAAGAAGUUCAAACGAACGGACCUGCUCACUACGCCAACCUGCAGACGGGCGAUCGCGUUCUAAUGGUAAACAACUCACCCAUUGCCGGACUUGCGUACAGUACAAUCGUGUCAAUGAUCAAGCAAACGCCUUCAGUGCUGACGUUGCAUGUGGUGCCCAAGGAGUGCGAUGUACUGCAGAUGCAUUAUACCAGCAUAGCGCAUACACCAGAAACCAAUCGUCUUGCCACAGCGCCACGACCCAUACCAUCGCCAGUGACUGUGGGCAAUGGUAAUGCAGCUGGCGCAUUAAUACCAAUCACACCAGCUGCCGCAUCGGCAUCGGUAUCGGCAGCAACAACAAAAACAUUUUCACAUCAACAACAACAGCAACAACAACAGCAACAGCAAUUGAUCUCAUAUCCGCAGCUGAGUUCUGUCGGUGUUGGCGCCGGCGGAAAAGCUAGUCGUUCGGGCAGUAUUACGAGCUCUGUUGGCAGUAGCAGUUUCCGCCCCACAGUGGUGGCGGGGAGUGGUGAAUUCAUCGAUAUGUCAUCAUCGCAGGGUCUGCACCAGCACAGCGGUCGUUUGUUGAUACGAGACGAUGCUGGUGGUGGAGGCGGAGGAGGAUUUGUGUCGCGCUCCCAACCACCGCCCAAUCUGACAGUAUUAUCCCGACAACAACAACAACAUCAUCUGUACCAAACACAAUCAGCUGCAGCAGUGGCUGCAGCCGCAGCCAAUUCCGCCUUCUAUGCCCCGGCUACGGGUGUCGGCGCCGUUGACACCAGCGAAUUGAUGAUACGCCUACGUGAAUCGAUCAAGCAAAAAGAGGAAUUCCUUAAAUCACCAUUGCCACACACACACGCCACGUUACACAGUGUACCCGCUGUGAGCCAUCAUACAACAGCAGCACAACAACAUUUCUUCCCGCCGCACACACCGCCGUCGGGUAGCCCGCAGUUGUCUAUGGUGUCGACGACAUCAACAUCAGCCGGUUCAUCAGUGUUGAGCAGCAGCGGGCCGGCAUCGGCGCGUGGUCAGGUGCGUACACUUGUCAAACAACCACUCUCCGCAACAUCCUCGUCGGCGUCGAGUACGCGCGAAUUGUUGCCAGCAACGCAUGUCAGUGCAAUCGAAAUGCAUCAAUAUUACGGCAGUGUGAACAGUACGGGCAGCACUGGUGGUGGUGGUGGUAAGCACCACGUCACGAAUGCCAGCAGCAGCAAUAGUGCUGUUGGUAAUUAUAUUAGCAUGGAGGGAAGUUCCAUGAGUCGCGGUAGUAGCAGUGCUCGCACUAUUUCUGGUGGUGUUGAAUCAUCGGCACUGCGACGGGCAUCAGGCAAUGGCAGCAGCGCAUUGAGUAGUAGAACGACUAACAACAAUGGCGUGGGUGACAAAUAUGUAAAGGAUUUGGAUUAUUUGGAAACAUUGCAGGAGACGGGUGUCACCAAUAAAGUUUUCGAGCGUAAACUCGUCUCACAUCUCGCUAAAGGCUUUGAUCCCUUCCAACCGCUCUCCAUCAAUACCAACGCCGCCAGCGUGGAUCCCAAUGCAACAACAGUGGUCAACGCAGCUGGCAAUGUAAUGUUGAUAAAGAAACCCACAGUGCUAUACGAGUCUCUACAACAUCAUCCAUUGCAUCAGCUGCAAGUGCAACAAUUACAACAGACUCAACAAGCGCAUGCGAGCGGCAAUGUGAUCGUGCAGCAUCAACUGCAACAACAACAAAAACAACAGCUACAACUGCAUACGACCGGCAGUGUGGUGGACGGUGCCCAAUAUAGCCGCAUGGAGAUACACAAGGCCAGUUUGGCCACGACGACGAUCGAUCAAGCGCCGACUAGUAAAUAUACUAGCAAAGUACCGGAAGCGCUUGGAUCAACAGCAGCAGCAGCGGCGACUGCGAUUUCUGAACCAAAACCGGCACUCACUGAUAUCGCUGAAAGCAAUGAGGCACCGCUAGCAGGCAGUCAAGUGGCUGCAACUGUUGGCGCUACCGAUAGCAGUGGUAAUGCUGUUGUGCCUGCAACAGCUGCUGUGGUGCGCCGUUUUAAGCCAAUGUGCUCUUCCUUCGACGAUAGCAGCAAACCCAUGCGUCGUAUUUCAUAUCUACGCGCCACCAACAAUGAAGCGGACUACUCCGCAUCGGAUACAUCCUCUACAUCGUUGACGGGUUUGAAUAGCAGUGGAGUGGGUAUUGGUGCACCACCGCCACUCAUUGAGGUGACAUCGAAACCGUCAUCAUUCGAUGAUGAUGCUGCUGAUGCGGACGAUCCUACUUAUGACGUGGUGGCUGGCGAUGAGUGUGUGACAGUGAGACAAACAGCAGCCGAAUUGAUGGCGGCAACAGCCCAAGAGCAUUUGGCGGAGCAACAGCAACAGCAUUUGAAAGAUAGAGCGAGUGUCACUGCCGAGGCUGCCAUUGUGGCGGCGGUGACGGCCGCAGGUGUUGGUGGUGGUGCAGCGGCGGCUUUAAGUGAAAGUAGACGCGAAUCGGUGAAUAGUGAAAUACGAAAUAGCGUUCACAUUGACGAUGUAAUCGCAGACAUAAAUGGCAAAUUGGAGACAAAGGAUGUGGCUACCGAAAUGGAAGUGUUCGAAACUGAAAUGGAGAUUAAGUCGUCAUGCAUCAACGGAAAGCGUCUUUCGGAUUAUCGUUCUUGGCGGCAAGUGAAAAUCGAAAUCAAAGGCGACAAUCUACGCAUUUAUCCUGGUCGCAGUUGUAAGGAGAGCAAUAUGAUAGAACUCGAUAUUAGAAAUUUCAAAAUUUUCGAUGAAUCAGUUGAUAAAAAGAAAUGCUAUAUGUUUCGCAUGCAAUCGAAACCAACACAAAUCGCCACUUUGGGCAACGAACUAAACCUGGAUGACGUGCCAGAUAAGCUGACCUCAUCGGGUAGUAGUGCUUCGACGACAGCGUCACAUAUGGAGCCACCGCAACAUCACCAGCCAAAUCAGCAACCAACUGAAAUAUUAUUUAAAACGAAAAGCAUGACGGAAAUGAAACGCAUUUUCGGUUUAUUGCAAUGGAAAAAUAGUCUAAUUUACGACGAUAGUGAUCUUCAAGGCAGGCAAUUGGCUGAGCCGCAGAAAACCGCGGCUAUCUCUAGCAUGCCAACAGCAACAUACUGUGAUGAUAACGUACAACCACAUUUACAUCCACACCAACAAUUACAAGCAGAGUAUUCCCCAUUAAGCACAACUUCACGCGGUGGUGGCGAUUCUGAAAUCAUUUCCGACUCCAUUUCGCCUGUGAUGAAAACGCGCAAAUCAUCUUCACACAAAAAUAUACCCGACAAAGAUUUAGGUUCACCAAAAGCCAAAAAUUGGAAAGAUUUACUCUUUAGACGCGGCGGUGGCAGUAGUAGUAGUAGCCACAACGCGGACAUCUCACCAUCAAGUUUAGCUUCGGGCGGCAAGACGACCGGUUCUAUUGGAGUGCCCUUGAAAUUAUGCCCAAUGUCCAAAAACAACGAAUAUGUGCCGCUGUUAGUGGAUGUCUGCACAAAUAUUGUCGAAACAAAAGGACUCGGCAUAGUUGGCAUUUAUCGUAUUCCUGGCAAUAAGGCGGCCAUCUCGGAGCUGUCGGAGCAAGUGAAUAAAGCAGAUUUUUCUUGGGAUCGCUGCGGCACCGAUGUAAGGUGGGAAGAUGUGAAUGUCGUGUCGAGUUUGCUAAAGCAAUACAUACGCAAUCUGCCUGAUGCAUUGCUCCCAUGUUCCUUCUAUAUAAAUUUCAUUGAAGCUGAUAAGAAGACGGGCUUGGAACGUUUAAAAGAACUAAGAGAGCUGCUGAACUCACUACCGCGUUACUCAUACGAAACUUUGAAACAUUUGAUACGGCACUUGAGUCGUGUGAGCAAAAAUUGUGAUGUAAAUUUGAUGGAGCCGAAAAAUUUGGCUAUAAUCUUUGGACCAUCGAUUAUACGUACACCAAAUGAUACGCUUGAGAUAGCCGUGAAGGAUAUGAAGCAUCAGUGUCGCAUUGUCGAGCUGCUCGUGACGCAGUAUGAGUACUUUUUUGAGAAUGGACCCCUGCCAGAUUUGGCGGACGUCACUGGCAAUACGCCCAUAGCGACCACCUCUAGUUCAGCCUCCGGCGCUCUACACACCCAAGAGGAUCAGACGAAUAUGUUGCUGCACAAUGUAUCGAAAAUCGAACGUCUCACCGAGCGUGAGUCCACCACCAGCACACGCACAUCCCGCUUCAUACCACAGCUGCGAAGGCGUACCCAUAGCAAGCGUGGUGCCGCCAGUUCGGACACAUAUUCGGGCGAAAGUGUGUUGGUAAGCGAUAUACAAAAUUUGAAUCAGAGCCAUAAUACCUAUCUGAGCUCGAAUAAUCAUAAUCAUAAUCAAAAUACAAAUACAAAUAAACAUAAACGCAAAUCAUUGCAAUCAUCCAUCAACCUCAAUCAAACCUUUACUAAACUCAUUUCCGCACCACACAACAUGCACAACGCACUACUCAAGUGUAAUGCUACUAUUAGCACUAAUUCCAAGAACAACAACAACAAAAACAACACAACCACACAAUCCACACCCAAUAUAUGCGUGGCGGCAGCCACACCGGCUACCAAGCCACCAUCCAAAAUGCCUUCAUGCGCAUUGGCAAGCCGGUCGCCACAGCAGCUGCCGCAGCCGCCGCAAAUAUUGCAAAUGCAAAAGCAGCAGCUGCAGCAGCGGCGUCGCAAAGCCGUGCCUACUAUAUGUGACAUUGGGUUAACAUUACGUGUACAAUUUCAGUCAUUGGAUUCAACCAAAUCAGUUACGACAGCGAUGACCACGAGUAGCAGUUCGACCAAUGCUACUACCGCUUCAUCGAGUAGUGGUAGUGGCGGCAGCAGUCUCACGUCCACCAUGCAGAAGACGAAGAAGGAGCGAGGUUUCCUAAUUAAUCAUGGCGGUGGUGGUUUUGUGCGCCUCCACCAUCGAAAGGCUAGUUUGGAUGAGAAGGACUCGGGCAGUUGCAGCGGUUCGGGUAGUGGCAGUGGCGGCAGCAUGAGUAAGGAGCAGCAGCGCAGCAGUGUCGACAUUUCGGUGCUGUUGACCGAUGAUGACUCGAGCAAUAGCCGAAGUGACACGGGUUCCAUGUCUCUGACCACCAUCACCGACACGUUGGACUCUAAAUUGCGCAACUUGCGGAGCGGCUCCGAAUCGAACGAUGAGAAUGGCUCGCCGGAAUUCCGCAAAAAUCGGCGGCACACGCUGGGUCAGCCGUUGCACUUGCAUUCAGAAAACAUUCCCUAUGCCGAUGAGUCACCGGAGCGUCAUUUUCAUUCCUCACCUCUAGACGCGCCGAAUGUAUUGAUGCUAAGUCGUUCCUGUACAGCCACUAACACCAUCGCCUCGGCGAAGAGGAAUGAGAGCAAAGAACAGCGGGUGGCAGCGGUAUUGUCUGCAUACAAAAACAACAAGCUGCAACAUUCGGCCACCGUGCCCAUCAAUUCCGGUUCGACAACAACAAUAGUGGCUAGUGGUAGUACACCCUCGACUGCAGCGUCGACUCCGACUGCCAUUCUAACAGUAAAAACAACAAACACACAAGGCAGCGGCACCGGUAGUGGAGGUGUUGGCAGCGGCGUUGGCGGUUGUAACUCAGCACGUAAUUCCUAUUUGGGGCGUGGCACACGCUUUUUCAAGCACUCAUAUGAACAGCAAUGUUGCUCGGACGAUGACUCAGAGGGUUCAACAACGAGCGAUCCAAAGGAUUCGCUUAUCAUAGCAUCACCGCCGUUUUUUCUAGAUCGCUACAAUAAGAAACGUCGUGACCAUCGACUCUUCCGUUCGGCUUCGUUCAAUAGCCGCAAUUAUUCGUCGUCUUCGGGCAGGCAUAGUGGCAGCCAUCACAUAACCAGCAGUGGCGGCGGUGGCGGUUCUGCAUCAGCAUUGACUAAAGAUGAAAAGACUGAUAUGAAUUUAACGAAAAAGCGACAAAUACAAAAUAAACAGAAUCGUUCGAUUAAACGACGACACACGGUAGGUGGUCCACAUGACUAUGUCGGACCAAAUGGCUGUCCGCCAGCGAAUAGCAACAAUUGCAAUCAUCAACACACAUGUAAGGUGACAACUGGUUCGGGUGGUACUACAACAACCACUACAACCGUGCUACGACGCAUUCCGAUACCCAGCGCUAAUGGUAACAUCAGCAACAACAAUAAUAAUAUCAAUACCAAUCUAAUGCAAGAUGGCAACAAUGGUAAUAGAGGUGUCGUUAGUGGCAGUGGUGACGGCAGUGGCAGUGGCACUGUUGGUGUCAACGGCGCGGGUGGUGGCGAUAUUUCUGGCAACAGUGCAACAGUGUCUAUGGCUAGUGGCGCAGGCAGCGAACAUGUGCUGGAAGUGGGCAUACGCAUUAAGAAUAUCAACAGAAGUCGAUAUUAAAGGUGGGGAGGAUGAUAAAAAUAAAACGUGGAAACGGCAGUGUGAAGCGUUUUGCAAGUAAUUGCAAGCAAAUGAUAAAUAAGAUAAAACACCAAUUAGUUACUAAGUUAAAAAAAAAAAUACAAAUACAAAUAUAAAAAGUCAACAGCGUUCAUUUAAAUGUAUGUGUGUAAAAAAUUAAAAGAUCCUAGUAUUAGCAAGCAAAGAAAUUAUAGCAUAAAAGAAAUUUAAAUAAAAAUAAACAGCGCAAAACAACAAUGAUGAAAAACACGAAGAUAUUCAUGCUGUGUGUGGUGAAGGUUUUUUUUUUACAUUUCAUUUACUGUACCUAAAUAGUAGUGGUUUUGAUGUUUGCUAUUUUUCAACUAUUUACUGAGAAGUUAUAAUUUUUUGGUAUUCGAAAAAGUAAAUUAGUAAAAAGUUAUUUUGAUAUCUUACAAAUAUCUUAUGAAAUUGAGUACAUUGUUGCUUUUUUGAAAUUCAGGAAAACUAAAAAAAUAUAUCAUUCAAUAAUAAAAAAUAUAGUUCUUUGAGCCAUUGUGGAUAUUAAUAUUGUAGUAUUGUAACGUCAGCACAUAAAAUUUCAAAUUUCCACACAAAUUUAAGAAGUAAUUUUUGUAAGCAGUUUUUACUUACAAUUUGCAUGUUUUUUUUUAUUUAAGAAUAAAAAUCUUAGUCUUUCCUUAAGAGACAUAAAAAAAUGCUUUUGUUGAAGGCAGAAAUUUUAAAAACUACUUUUGCUACUAAUCUAGACCCGAACGACUCCAAAUAAUUUUUCUUUUUUAAAUAAACAAUUCUUAGCGAAUUUUUAAUUAAGAAAUAACUGAAACACAUCUAUAUAAAAAAGUUUAAUCCGAAUCCAAAAUUGCGCAUAAAAAUUAUUUAAAUGCAAAAGUCACCACCUUAGCGCCCUUCUGCUACCAAACAUAGCAUGAAUGUCUUACAGAAAAAGUUAUAAAUUAUUAAAAAGUAUGUAGUUAUUUAUUAAAUGUAUGUAAACGCACUAAACUAAAAGAUAAAACACCACCUCCCAAACGCCUAACACAAGCAAAGCUAAAUUUUGCGGCAGCAAAAAGAGUUACAAAAGAAAAGUACACAUAAAAAAAAAAAUAAGAUAUUUUAUCAAAUAAAAAAUGUAUAUACAAGAAAAGUAAAAUUAUAUUAAAAGAACAACUGAGAUUGAAGCAGAGUGUUCAUUUUAGUGAAAUUGGAAUGUCAUAAAAUAUUCAGCUUAUUCAAAAAUAACCCUUUCUCUUCCUUAUUACACAAAUUUGAACUUUAAACAGACUAGCGACAAAAAUUUUAAGGCAUCAUUAGAUGUCAACACGUUUUGUUUUUAUUAUUUUAACAUUUUCACAUUGCUCUUCCCUUUUUUCAAUGUUCCUAUAAGAAUGAAUUUCAUUUAUAAUAUCUGUUUUUACCUUUUCCCUAACAUUAAUAUCCUGAAGCAACUAAUGUGAUCUAAAUCAACGCAUCAAAAUGCACUAAACGGCGUUUUUUUAAUUUAGCUUUUCUCCUGAAUCCUUUGUGUCAUUCCAAUUUCAUUAUAGAACUUGCAAAAAUAAAUGUGCAAACCCACAAAUAUAGAUAUUUUCUGAUAUGUAUUUUUUCGAAACCCAAUAAAGGAGCUUAUAUAGGUAUGACUGGUGUGUAAUGUGAAAUAUUGCGACGGCAAGUGUUUUUAGCGCGACUUUUGUUGUUAUAUACGUGUAAAUUUUCCUAAUUUCGAUUUUUAUUGUUAUUAAAUUAAAUAUUAAAUAGUUUUUCAUACUUUUUUCUUUCGAUCGAUAUUGUUGUAUUUUGGAUAUAUAUAAAAUUGAAAACAAAAACGUGUAUUUAAUAUAAUUUUCUAAUUUUUAUUUAAAAAUAAAAUAGCUUCCUCACACACGCAUGCAUAAAUUAAGAAAAUUGUGUAAUAAUAAAAAAAGCAAAUGCCCGUUAAUUUGUAUUUUUAUGGCAAAAUUGUCAUGUUAUUUGAUUGUAAAGCUAAAAUUUUAUAAGAUUUUGUACAGCGGCGCUUUAACCCAUAGAAGAAACCUUAUAUUUGAAAUUUAAAGUAAUUGAAAAAAUAUAAAUUUGUUGGUAUUUUAUAGGGAAAAAUUAUUAUGAUUUCAAAAGGGAAAAUUAAAACAAAAAAUUAUGAAAUUAAUUUAAAUUGUAUGUAAUAAAAACAAAAUAAAAUUAUUUAAUUGUUUUUACAUUAGUAAUAUUAUUAUUAUUAAAUAUUAUCAUUUACGAAUUACUCUCCCCCUCCCCAAAAGAGAAACUCCACUUGUACGUAUGUAUGUGUAUAUGUAUGUAACAUUAUUAUUAUUUAUAUUCGAUAAUAAUUGUGUUUGUAUUAAACAAAAAGAACUAUUUACAUUGUAUUGUAAUUAUAUAAAUAUAUAAUAUAUAAAUAUUAUUUUGAUUAUUAUGAUUUAUGUGCGUUUAAUUUUACUCGUCUGUUAUUUGCUUAUAAAUAAAUAAAUAAAAACUUAAGUUGUAUUUACAAGCCAAAAUUUAUGUUUGGUGAAAACAAAAAAAAAA
Molecule: messenger RNA, 11581 nt
Organism: Ceratitis capitata (Mediterranean fruit fly)
Lineage: Eukaryota; Metazoa; Arthropoda; Insecta; Diptera; Tephritidae
Gene: RhoGAP19D
Product: serine-rich adhesin for platelets
Exons: 17
Coding region: 2516-9052 (2178 amino acids)
Biological process (GO): signal transduction
Molecular function (GO): protein binding
Source: RefSeq, a predicted model, not a curated record